AUGGACGUCUACGUGUCUCUCUGCCGGUCCUUCGGACGACUGAAGACGGACCUGAAGAGACGGAAGAAAGUUUAUCGUCUCCUGCACCGGAAACUGAGGGUCCAUGGUCUCGAACCGGUGAAGAACCUGCUGAGAACCGUGUUCCCUGAGGGAGUCCAGAACCACCAGGACCCGGAUCAUGGUCAGGUGGUCUACGUGACGGAGAGCGACGCGUCUCAGAAAUGUCUGGACAUCAACAACUACGACAAGAGCAUGUGCUCCAUGUAUUUCCAGAGAUACAAGAACUGCAGGAAGUACUGGCACGGCAUCAUGGUCCAGAGGAGGCGGGUCGGCGUCCGGCCCGACAUGCCCACGGCCGCGGAGAGAGAGGAGAUGCUAACGGCGCUAGGAGGGAAGCCCUACUGAGGACGGACCUGGGGGCGGGGCCUGUUUCCGUGUGGGCGGGGCCUGGGCCUGUGGGGGCGGGGCCUGGGCCGAACAGAGGAAGUGAUUGUGAAGAGACUAUUCCUCCGUCUGUCCGUUUGUCCUGAAUAAAAACCAAACCUCGUACCUCGUCUGCAGCUCCGGUGUCAUGGUUUCCUGUCUGCCGUCGCCAUGGAAACGAGGAUCGUUCCCACUGAGGAAACCACGAGGAUUUUGGUUCUUUAGUUCCCAACGAUG
Messenger RNA from Cololabis saira (Pacific saury), 660 nucleotides. RefSeq names its product coiled-coil-helix-coiled-coil-helix domain-containing protein 7-like. NCBI's taxonomy places the organism in Eukaryota, Metazoa, Chordata, Actinopteri, Beloniformes, Belonidae. Bases 1 to 405 code for a protein of 134 amino acids. The transcript has 7 exons. The record is from RefSeq and is a predicted model, not a curated record.